AUGGCGGUGAGCCGGGCGCUCGGGCUCCGUCUGGCCUACGCGGCAGCAGGCGCCCUCAUGGGCCUCUCGGCCUUCCUCACCUGGAGCCUGGCGCCGGCCUUCCGCCAGCCCGCCACGGCUGCCGCGGGGGGGCUCUCCGGUGUUCUGGCGCUCUGGGCCCUAAUCACGCAUGUGAUGUAUGUGCAGGAUUACUGGAGGACCUGGUUAAAAGGGCUGAGGUUCUUCCUCUUCAUCGGGAUCCUCUUCUCUGCUCUCUCCGUGGUGGGAUUUUGCACAUUCCUUGUUCUGGCCAUCACCAAGCACCAGUCCCUGACUGACCCCAGCAGCUACUACCUGUCGUGUGUCUGGAGUUUCAUCUCCCUGAAAUGGGCCUUCCUGCUCGGCUUAUACUCACACCGGUACAGGAAUGAGUUUGCAGACAUCAGCAUCCUCAGUGACUUCUGAAGCUUGGACUUAAUUCUGUCGGAAGCUGCUAAUGUUUGACUGGGCUUUUGGAUGCCCUGCACUGGAAGGAGACUGCGAAGAGGCAGAGAGCAGGAGCCAGCCCAGCUCCGCAGGACUUGUCUGUCUGCAGUAGGGGUUUUCCCUAAUUGCUUUUAUUCAACCACUUAAUUUGGCUAAUUAUGUCAAUCUAGUGUUUUUGUUACCCUCCGGGGAGUCCAUGUGUCUGGCAGUGAGUCAAGAAGUUCCAUGCACUCACAUGCAGCAGGCCUCAAUGUGCUAUCUGCAUUGCUCUG
Messenger RNA from Emys orbicularis (European pond turtle), 737 nucleotides. RefSeq names its product solute carrier family 48 member 1 (gene SLC48A1). The record is from RefSeq and is a predicted model, not a curated record. Bases 1 to 444 code for a protein of 147 amino acids. Gene Ontology annotation, molecular function: heme binding; heme transmembrane transporter activity. NCBI's taxonomy places the organism in Eukaryota, Metazoa, Chordata, Testudines, Emydidae. Gene Ontology annotation, biological process: heme transport. Gene Ontology annotation, cellular component: lysosomal membrane; plasma membrane. The transcript has 3 exons.